UUGGAGGAGAGAGUGAGAGACGCAUCCGGGGAGAUGGUGAGCUGUGUUGAGUGGAAGUCGGUGGAUGAGUCGCAUUUUAAAUCACGGACUCCACUGUUCGUCUGAAGACUGUUACUUGGCGUGCAGCUUUGCGGGGGUUUGUUUAUUUUAUCUUCUUUAUGUUUCUUAUGUAUUUAUUUGUCUCGCCCGUGUUUUUCCCGGGUUGAUGCUCCUGCACGUUUUUGACGCGCAGCCACAGGUUGACCGAUUUAAUCCAGUCACCAUGGAUUAUGAUCCCUCCUCUUCAUCUCGUGUCGAUUGCCACUGACAGUAUCGAAAUGGGCACCGUCCACAGAUCAGAGAUGACAGAAACAAAGUGAUCACACCUAGAGAGCAGACCCGGAGGCAGCAUCUGUGAGGAGCGACGCGCAAUCUCGAGAAACAAGCGAGGACCUGUGGAGGAGCCACAUGAAAGGAGGCGAUUAGAUGAUGGGAUGGCCGUGACAACAUGAAAAAGAAAAAGUGUGGCGGUCUAUUUUCAUCCAGCCAGUGAUUCAACACACAACUAACCUGGAGGACAGGGACUGAGGGAGAAGAGGUAGGAGGAGACAGGUGUGUGGCCACAGCUGUGACCAUGGAGCCUCCCCCCUCUUUGAGCUUGGCUCUGCUAGGAGGCAGUGAGGAUGAGGAGCAGCGCCUCCUCUUUCCCCUGGGCAUCAUAUCCCAUCCCUCCAGCACAGGCAACCAGCCGGGAUCAAACCACUCCAACCACAUGGGAGGUUCAAGCCUCGACCGCCUAAAUGGCAGCACCCCAUCCCCCGCCACGCCCAACUUACCUCCAGCAUCGCUCCCUAAGUUACCCAUGUCCUCCUCUGGAGUUCAGCCACUGCCCCCUCCCAUCCCCAAUGCCCUGCACCCCACCAGCACCCCGUUGUCCUCCUGCUUGGGCUCACAGCACAGCCUGAGCGGGGACAACUCCCCAAUCUACAACGCCCUUUUUUACUCCUCCCACUCACCCUCCAUGGAACGGGAGAGGGAUAGAGAUCGAGACAGGGACAGGGAGCGAGAGAGAGGGUGCAAGCACAGACAGGCCAGCCCUCUGGUUCAUCGUAGGGACAGUAACCCUUUCACAGAAAUUGCCAUGAGCUCCUGCAAGUACACAGGUGGUGUCAUGAAGCCCCUGAGCCGCCUCAGCGCCUCCCGCAGAAACCUCAUAGAAUCAGACAGCAGCAGUGAAACCAAAGAGGGUGGUGUUUUAGCUGUUGCCGGAGCAACGGCCACUGGGGGCCAUGACCGACCAAGGGAGGCCCCUCCCACUUACUCUGUGUCCCAGUCAUCCACCAAUCAACCCCCAAUCCAGAGCCCUCCAGAGAUUGUGAUUUCAUCCAAGGAAGACUUGCCAUACCCCAGAGGAGGCUAUGACAUCACUGACUCCUCAUCUAACCAGAUGUCCAUCUACCACCAGAAUCACACGUUGGUGGAGAGCAGGCGGACACAGUCAGGGGGGAGGAGCAGCAGGCAGGGAGGGAGUGGAUCUACAGGCACCGGCGCCAGGGGCAGCACAUCCAAGGCCCACAAACGAAAGAACCAAAAUAUUGGCUAUAAACUGGGGCAUCGGAGGGCAUUAUUUGAAAAGAGGAAGAGGCUAAGUGACUAUGCCCUCAUCUUCGGAAUGUUUGGAAUCGUUGUCAUGGUGAUUGAGACGGAGCUGUCAUGGGGCGUGUACACAAAGAGUUCCAUGUAUUCUCUGGCCCUGAAGUGUCUGAUCAGCCUGUCCACAGUCAUACUGCUGGGCCUCAUCAUCGCCUACCAUGCACGGGAAGUUCAGCUGUUUGUCAUCGACAACGGAGCAGACGACUGGCGCAUUGCCAUGACGAUGGAAAGGGUCCUGCUGAUUGCGCUGGAGCUGCUGGUGUCUGCGGUGCAUCCGGUGCCCGGGGACUUCAAGUUUCAGUGGCGGGCGCGGCUGGCCUUCUCGUAUGCACCGUCACAGGCGGAGGCUGACCUGGACAUGGUGCUGAGUGUGCCCAUGUUCCUGCGCCUCUACCUCAUCGCCAGAGUCAUGCUCCUGCACAGUAAACUCUUCACCGAUGCCUCCUCCAGGAGUAUAGGUGCCCUAAAUAAGGUGCAUUUUAACACCCGGUUUGUAAUGAAAACCCUCAUGACUAUCUGCCCUGGGACGGUGCUGCUGGUCUUCAGCAUCUCUCUGUGGAUCAUCGCUGCCUGGACUGUGCGAGUGUGUGAGAGGUAUCAUGAUGCUCAGGACGUGACCAGUAACUUCCUGGGAGCCAUGUGGCUCAUCUCCAUCACUUUCCUGUCCAUCGGUUAUGGAGACAUGGUUCCGCACACCUACUGUGGCAGAGGAGUCUGUCUCCUCACAGGAAUCAUGGGUGCAGGCUGCACAGCUCUGGUGGUUGCCGUGGUAGCCAGGAAGCUGGAGCUGACCAAGGCUGAGAAACACGUACACAACUUCAUGAUGGACACGCAACUCACCAAGAGGAUAAAGAACGCGGCGGCUAACGUGUUGAGAGAGACCUGGCUCAUCUACAAACACACAAAGCUGAUGAAGAAGAUCGACCACUCCAGGGUCCGCAAACACCAGCGGAAGUUCCUUCAGGCGAUACAUCAGUUGAAUCAACGCUGAUAAUCAGAUGAAGUGCAUGAAUCCCUAGUACACACACACAUACCCACAAUGAAUCAUCAUCUGCUAAAGAGCAGGUUCACUACAUGCAGAUACAGGUGUGGGCCUGGACUGCGUGUACGAUUAGAGAUACUUUGAACAUCAGAAAAAUACAAAUAAACAGAAUUACGGAAGUAGAGGUUUUGUGUGUAACAUUUAGUAUGUUUGCAUGUGUAUGGGUAGUUUGGUUUACUACCCACAAGUGUCGAAUGUUUUUUGAAUAAAAAUUCCCUUUUUUUUGUAGCCUUAGAAAAAUCCUUUCACACACACAAGAGUCUUGCUUUGUGGAGGCAAAAUCCUGUUAAAGCCGUGUUUAAACAGGUUUUUAAACAGUGUGAAUAGAGUAUUUAUUACAAUCUGCAGUCUCAACAUUAGAUGUCAUGAAUUCCAACACACUAGACCUUUAAACUCCAUAUUGAAACGUCAAAACAAUGCAACAUAAUAUAGCAACACACUGGAACAGUAUUGUUUGGUUAUAUUUGAACAGUUACAACUGACAGUGAGAGGCUGAAGUUUUGCUUUGCUAAAGUGUUUCCCUGAAGCCACUUGUCAUUUGUUUUUGCUUCCUCCUUCCAACUGGAACAGUUCACUCUAGAGUUGAAACCGUUAUUAAGUGCCUUGAAAAGAUUGUGUCAAGAGACUCUUUUAAGGUUAAUCUUGAAGCAUGACUGGCUGACAGGCUGAUUUCAUGGGGAUAUGAGCACAUUUUCUGAUACAAAGCUGUGAGACAACCUCAUCUGGAGGUGGAGCAUUACAAAAUCAGUCUGCAGUUCACUUAAAUGGAAAAAGCCAUUCAUGAAAACACACAUUAGAUCUCACUAAUUGUUUUAUUGAGUUUACAGAGUUAUCCAGGUCCAAUCUUUAAUUAAACCGAAGGAAAAUCUAUUUUAUUUUAGGCAACUGCUUAAAUUUUUUUAUAUUUUAUUUGAUUCCCUUAAUUGUUUCCUUAAGGUUUAUGAGUACUGCUAAGGUUCAUGAAUAUUAAUGACCUUGUUUGUUUACUCUAGUGCUUAAGGUCACAGUCUACGGUAAUUACGUGUGUAUAUUUUUUUUACCAACAUUACAAAAUUGCCAUGUUUCAGAGCACAUAGUGCAUUCAUAUCCAGUGACACCCUGCAGGUAGAAAUGAGGCAGAAUUUGGCAAGGUGACCGCUCCACUGUGUCGCUGUCUGGACCUGGAGGGAACAGCGCUCUGUACCAACCCCAAUCUAUUUAGCAGGUUUCAACUUUGUGUGUACGUCUGUUUGUGUUUGU
Molecule: messenger RNA, 3913 nt
Organism: Solea senegalensis (Senegalese sole)
Lineage: Eukaryota; Metazoa; Chordata; Actinopteri; Pleuronectiformes; Soleidae
Gene: kcnn3
Product: potassium intermediate/small conductance calcium-activated channel, subfamily N, member 3
Exons: 9
Coding region: 614-2623 (669 amino acids)
Biological process (GO): potassium ion transmembrane transport
Cellular component (GO): neuronal cell body; neuron projection; plasma membrane
Molecular function (GO): small conductance calcium-activated potassium channel activity; calmodulin binding
Source: RefSeq, a predicted model, not a curated record